AUGAAUGACUCUGAAAAUGAAGACUUAAUGAAUGACUUCUCUGGCUUCAGAGACAAUAAUGAAACUAAAAGGUUAUUUGAAAAGCAACAAAAAGAACAAUGUAAAAGACCACAUGGAAGGCUCACGAAAGCACUUGAAUCAACGUCAAUUCUUCUCACAGACAGAACAGAGAACCUUCUGAGAUAUGAUCCAGAUAUUAAUACUAUAGAUCAGUCUGCUGAAAAUGAUUUUUUAUUAGAAAAUAAUGAAAUUGAGGAAAUAGUUGCUAAAUUAUCAGAUAAAAGUUCAUAUAUGCCAGAGACAGCUCACACUACAAUAACAUAUCUACAACUAAUCAAUGAGCCUGCUGCUACAGAAGAAAUACUUAAUGAUGAGAAGAUCAUUUCUAUAAUUCAAGCUGAUGAAAAUGAAAAAUUAGUUGAACAAGAAAUUGAUAAAGAUGAAGUACCUGAUUUACCCGUAAUAGCUGCUGAAGUGUUUAAUGCAAUGCAAAUAGUUAUUUACUAUGAAGAACAGGAAAAUUCAGAGUCAAAUCUCUCUCUCAAAGAACUAGGAUUCUUAAGAAAUCUGCUUAAAGAAUAUAAAUGUACAAAUGAAAUAUCAAAAAACAAAAAAAAAUUACUAGUUUUUUUAAUUUUCAAGGUUCACAUUUUUAUGAUUCAUGUUCUCAAGAUACAUACCCUCAAGAUUUAUAUUUUUAAGAUCUGUAUUCCCAAGAUCUUCAAGAUUCAUAUUUCCAAAAUUCAUAUUUCUAAGAUUUAUAUUCCAAAAACUCCUAUUCCCAAGAAUUGA
Messenger RNA from Cetraspora pellucida, 792 nucleotides. The record is from the annotation of a GenBank genome assembly. NCBI's taxonomy places the organism in Eukaryota, Fungi, Glomeromycota, Glomeromycetes, Diversisporales, Gigasporaceae.